AUGAUAUUCAGUACCGCCUUCGCAAGGCCAAUGGCCCCAGUAGCUCAGGGCUACAAAACCAAUCAUUCACCUAUAGAGGACAACAAAACCAAUCAUUCACCUAUAGAGAACAACAAAACCAAUCAUUCACCUAUAGAGGACAACAAAACCAAUCAUUCACCUAUAGAGAACAACAAAACCAAUCAUUCACCUAUAGAGAGCAACAAAACCAAUCAUUCACCUAUAGAGAGCAACAAAACCAAUCAUUCACCUAUAGAGGGCAACAAAACCAAUCAUUCACCUAUAGAGAGCUACAAAACCAAUCAUUCACCUAUAGAGGGCAACAAAACCAAUCAUUCACCUAUAGAGGGCAACAAAACCAAUCAUUCACCUAUAGAGGGCAACAAAACCAAUCAUUCACCUAUAGAGGGCAACAAAACCAAUCAUUCACCUAUAGAGAGCAACAAAACCAAUCAUUCACCUAUAGAGAGCUACAAAACCAAUCAUUCACCUAUAGAGGGCAACAAAACCAAUCAUUCACCUAUAGAGGGCAACAAAACCAAUCAUUCACCUAUAGAGAGCAACAAAACCAAUCAUUCACCUAUAGAGGACAACAAAACCAAUCAUUCACCUAUAGAGAGCAACAAAACCAAUCAUUCACCUAUAGAGGACAACAAAACCAAUCAUUCACCUAUAGAGAGCAACAAAACCAAUCAUUCACCUAUAGAGGGCAACAAAACCAAUCAUUCACCUAUAGAGGGCAACAAAACCAAUCAUUCACCUAUCAACAAAACCAAUCAUUCACCUAUAGAGAGCAACAAAACCAAUCAUUCACCUAUAGAGGACAACAAAACCAAUCAUUCACCUAUAGAGGACAACAAAACCAAUCAUUCACCUAUAGAGAGCAACAAAACCAAUCAUUCACCUAUAGAGGACAACAAAACCAAUCAUUCACCUAUAGAGGACAACAAAACCAAUCAUUCACCUAUAGAGGACAACAAAACCAAUCAUUCACCUAUAGAGAGCAACAAAACCAAUCAUUCACCUAUAGAGGACAACAAAACCAAUCAUUCACCUAUAGAGAGCAACAAAACCAAUCAUUCACCUAUAGAGGACAACAAAACUAAUCAUUCACCUAUAGAGAGCAACAAAACCAAUCAUUCACCUAUAGAGAGCAACAAAACCAAUCAUUCACCUAUAGAGGACAACAAAACCAAUCAUUCACCUAUAGAGGACAACAAAACCAAUCAUUCACCUAUAGAGAGCAACAAAACCAAUCAUUCACCUACAGAGAGCAACAAAACCAAUCAUUCACCUAUAGAGGGCAACAAAACCAAUCAUUCACCUAUAGAGGGCAACAAAACCAAUCAUUCACCUAUAGAGGACCCAAUAUUUCUACGUAAGAAACCGAUUCCAAAACCCAACAAGAUUUGGGUUUUAGACAGUUAG
Ostrea edulis (European flat oyster) is the source of this 1428-nucleotide messenger RNA. RefSeq lists its product as uncharacterized. Lineage: Eukaryota; Metazoa; Mollusca; Bivalvia; Ostreida; Ostreidae. The transcript is spliced from 2 exons. Bases 1 to 1428 code for a protein of 475 amino acids. Gene Ontology annotation, molecular function: calcium ion binding. Gene Ontology annotation, biological process: negative regulation of protein sumoylation. The record is from RefSeq and is a predicted model, not a curated record.